Molecule: messenger RNA, 4223 nt
Organism: Asterias rubens (European starfish)
Lineage: Eukaryota; Metazoa; Echinodermata; Asteroidea; Forcipulatida; Asteriidae
Exons: 8
Coding region: 1-2940 (979 amino acids)
Biological process (GO): protein phosphorylation
Molecular function (GO): ATP binding; protein kinase activity
Source: RefSeq, a predicted model, not a curated record
AUGAUUACUGUACUACGUACCAAUUUUAAGCUUCAAGCGGUGAAGAACUGUGAGCGCCCUUAUCGUAGAUACGGCUCGCUCCUGCGGACUGUCCCGCAAGUCCCACUUGUUGGCCAGGCCACCGGCAACCAACACCAUGCCGUGGAUUGGCCACUUAUCCCGGGUAGCAGUGAGGAGGCAAACCAUCGGCCUCAGCUCCCGAAGAUGCUACUGUCGAAAGUCGCCAUGGAACUUUUCAGUUUGUUGGUUGGACCGAGAGAUAGGCCUAUGAGUACCAUACUGAAUCCGGACACCUCGAUGUCAAAAGGAUUCAUCGAAAGAUGGGAACUGGAUUUCGAUCCACGUUGGGUUGAUGUCAAGAAUCAACCCCCGGAUACUGGUAUCAAAGAUCGAACCAGUUUGGUUCGCCAUCUCACCUGCCCUCUGUCAGACGUUGGUGGCGUGAUUCCAUCAGCAGAUGGAGAUAGUCCCACUCACCCAUCCCUGAUGAAGAAACCUCCAUCAGUCAGCCCACUUGGAGGCAAUCAGCAAAAAGGUUGGGCACAUCCCGACAUCUUGCCAUCAAGUAUUGGUGACCGCAAGGAGGAGUCCUCUCAUGCAAAGAACCCACCAUCGGAUGGGAAUGAAAGUGACCAUCUGGCCUCCUCCUUCCUGAAUACUGGAGAGGAAAUCUCAAGAAGCAGAGAAGGGAUGCGAGGAGGAGGUGAUGAAAAAUCCGAGAAGACCUUAGAGCAACAUCAAUCAACCUCAGAAGGAGAUGUUUCUGAGAGCCCAGAAUCACCUUCGCAUCAUCUUGACGAGGUUCACGAGGAAAUCUCAAGAAGCCAAGAAGGGAUGCGAGGAGAAGGUGAUGAAGAGUCUGAGAAGACCAUAGAGCAACAUCAAUCAACCUCAGAAGGGAAUGUUUUUGAGAGUCCAGAAGCACCUUCACACCCUCUGGACGUGGUCCAACUGCAAGUGGUUGGAGUAGAUGUUGGAGAAGACUCACAGGGAGAUAUUGAGGAAGAGAAGAUUUUCUUGAGAGGUGAGAAUGUCCUAGAGUAUCAAGAAGAGAUGAAGGCAGCAAAUAACCAGCAAGACGAAGCCAAGGGAGGAGAAAGUCUCUUUGAAGUAGAGGAAGAGCAACUGGUGAAUUAUCAAGCUCCAACUUUGACCCUCGAUGUCCAAGAUAAUCCUAAUGGCCGUGCUGUUGAGACACCGUUACCCUUGGAGCAGGACCCUCAAGAAUUGGCAGAAGAAGUCGAUAACGGGCAAUCAGCAUCAAAUCAGGGAGCAGAAGAGCAGCUUCUUCUACAGGAGAAUCAGGAAACUUCACAAACGAAAGGUCUCCUUUCUGAAGAAGAAGAUUCUUAUGAAGUUGAAGGUGCCUGUUGCUCGAGUGUGGUCAAGCCAGAUGGGGCUUGGAGGAACGAGCUGGUUGAACCGGUAGAUAAGAAAUGUCCGGAGCUACAAGAACUUCUUCAGAGCUCCACUGAAAAGAAGGAAAAGCCUCAGGAGAAAAAGGCACCGGUACAGCAACUUAGCAUGGACACACCCUCUCCAAUUGCAAGCAACGAUGGAGCUCUGAGUUCGACUGCCGAACUUGAUGGAGCUACUGGACACACGGCAGCCAGUUCUGACCCAUUGGAAGCACAAACAGAAGAGGAAAAAAAUUUGGAAGUAAGUGAAGUAGAGCAAAGCACAUCCCACGUUGCUGGGCAGACGGCAGCCAGUCCUAACCCAAUGGUAGCACAAAAAGAUGAAGAAAAGAGUUUGGAAUUGGGUGAAGAUGAGCAAAACACAUUCCAUGAUGUGAUGGGGAGGGUUCAAGCCAUGAGGGAAACUGACAGUGAAUUGAAUGGUGAUUCUGAGCCACAAUGGAUGCAAGCUAUGGGGUUAGAACAGGUAGCUGCAGCUGGCCAAUCACAAGCUCCUCCGUCCCCUCGUCAACCAAUCAACGGUCCUAAAAGAAAACAGUCACCUCUUUACGACGAGCAGGUCUUUUACAAAAAGUCAAAACGACCACCAUCGGCAUUUCACUUUGCGGGACCGGGGAAGUCUCUUCUCCCGCCACCCAUGCCCGCUGAAUGUGCCUUCAUUCCCGUACUCGCGGAAUCCGACUUGGAGAGAGUGAAAACAUCCCGUGGAAAACCCAUCAUCCUCGGAAGUGGCGCGUACGGUGACGUACACCUCAUGCGGAGAAAAUCAGACGGUCUCCUCGUGGCGCUGAAACGACUGAAGGAUGUCAAGAAUCAGAUGAAAGCUUACAAGGUAAUGCUGUCUGAGAUCCGACCCAUGGUAGCCAUGCAUCACCACGAGCAGUUUCCCAAGUUCAUCGGCAUCGUCGACCAGACUACCUUCGCGACUGAGUUCAUUGGAGAUCCUGUGACCAAGACUUCUAUCAAUCUGGUUGCCGCCGUAAUGGGUCCGUUCAACUUGACUAAGUUAGACUGGACCCGGAUCAGUCUGCAGAUUUCCCAUGGGUUACAAGCGUUACACGCAGCAGGGUGGAUACAUUGCGAUCUACACGGUGGGAACAUCAUGGUUGUACACGACCCAAUCUCCAACAGAUGGUCAGCUAAGAUCAUUGACCUCGGCAGUGCCGUCCGAAUCGACACCCCACCUCCGUUGACAAGCUACAACGACAAGGAGAAAUGGUACUGUCGAACACUCUGUCCUCAGAUCGCACCCGAGAUCAUCGAAGGCUUCCCCAUGUCGAUCGAAACAGACAUCUACAGCAUGGGGGCGCUGUUGGUCAGCUCCAAGGAAGCUGCUCAAAAAGACGAACUCGCUGAAAUCUACGAGAUUGGUGUCAGAUGUGCUGUUGACGAUCCGAACGAUCGACCAUCUCUGCCUGAAAUCAUUAAUGAGCUUGAAGCUUUAUACCAGAAUGUUGUUGAGGGCGAGUCUCCUGAUGAGCAGUCACUGAGUUGUGACUCAAGAAGUCCGGAGCAGGCUUGAUGUAUAAACACUUUCACAAUUCCUUAGGCCCAUUCUGUGAAAGUGAUACGAAUGUUGACGUCACAAAUUCGAAAUAAUUCGGAAGAGUUGACUUGUGGACAACUCAAUCCUGCGAAAUAUUCGCAGCAAAUACGGAGCUGUGACGUUAAAACUCGUAUCGCGUUCGCAAAGGAACUGGGCUUAAAUUUGUAUAAUGUUAUCAAAUUGUUUGUGCUGUGUCACUGAGCUAUACAAGUUUGAUGAUGUUUCUUUCAUUUGAACAACCUCGGUUCAGCCAAACGGUGUUGUUUUGUGGUUCCAGCUGGAUUCGAUUUCACACAAAAAACUAAGAUUCAUGUUAACAUGUGUUGUCAAUGGGGGUUUUCAUUGUGAAAACACACUUUGCUUAGCACUCAACUGAGAUUAACACACAUCUUAAGAUCAAUCUUAGCUCUUUGUGAAAACGGUUACCUGGUGAAUUAUUUUAACAAAAAAGCUUUUGACAAGUUGAUGGUAAAAGUUGCUGAUCAGAAAAAAGCUACAAUCACAGGAUUGCAUUCAUAUUAAUUUGGAUUAUCUGCAAAAUAAUGUUCACUUUAAAUUUAUUUCUAAAAAAGUUUACCCGGUGUUUAAUAAAUCGUUCAAAUUGUCCAUUCAACCUUGGGUCAAAUUUCGUGGUUCUGCAUAACGCGCAAACGGCGCCGUUUUGUUGGCCAGCUGAUGGAGUCGAUUUCGCAAAACACUAAGAUUCAUCUUAACAUGAUUGUGUUGUCAAUGGUGACCUGCAUUGUGAAAACACACUCUGCUCAGCACUUAUAAUUGGUACACAUGUUAAGAUCAAUCUUAGCUGUUUGUAAAAUCGGCCCCAUAAGCAAAAUUUUAAGAAAGGAAAACAAAUAUUACACACGUCUAUUGACGAAAAAGUUUGAAGAAUAUUUGAAAAAGCUAUAAUUACAUGAUAGAGUAUAACGUUUGGAUUGUCUGCAAAAUAAUGUUCACUCUCAAUUUUACUUUUAAAAGUUUUACUUGGGUUUUAACUGUCACAACCUGGUUAAGCUUUGACAAAUUUCGCCAUGGAUCGAUUGUUACCAAUAAAUUAAUAGAAAAUCAUUAAUUUUAAUUAUUAAAACCAAAAACCAAAAAGUAACGUUUAGAUUAUCUGCAAAAUAAUGUUCACUAUCAAUAAAAAAUUGUUUCCAAAAGGGUUACCCGGGUUUAGAGUCUCACAACUUGGUUUAGAUUCCCAAAUUUUUGCUAUGGAUCGGGGUUUUUUACAAGAAAAAAAAAAUACAAGAAAAUAAUAA